Messenger RNA from Symbiodinium natans, 267 nucleotides. NCBI's taxonomy places the organism in Eukaryota, Dinophyceae, Suessiales, Symbiodiniaceae. The record is from the annotation of a GenBank genome assembly.
AUGCCCAAUCUCAACCAGGUCACCAGGAAGCAAGCCCAAGAGUACUUCGACAACUCCUGGACACUGGUCGAGGUGUUGUUCGCUGGCUUCCAUGGUGAGGAGCCUUUCUACAGGCCUCCUGUGCACGGCCUCCGGCAUCCUCAAAUCUUCUACUAUGGACACACUCCCUGCCUGUACAUCAAUAAGCUGCGGGUGGCUGGAGUGCUCCAGGACCCUGUGGAUCCGUACAUGGAGUCCAUCAUGGAGGCACCGGAUCUUAUGAGAUGA